UUUAUUUUUGAGCAGCAUCAAGAAGGAACUGAGGUGGUCGUGUUUCUCUUCUUGAUUUAGUGAGCAGUUUCCACCAAAGCAUGGGGCUGUUUGGACAGACCCCGAAGAAAACCCCUAAGGAACAAGUUUAGGCCGAUCACAACAAAAACAACAUAAUUGAUCACCUCCCUAGCUACAGGUAGCCUGCGUGCAUUCGGUAAACGCAAGCUUAACCUCUGGUAAGGGAGUGGUGUGCUACGGUCCGCAAAGAGAACAGACAGCUGGACCGACAAAUCAGAGCCAUUCAGAAUGAAGAGAUGAAAGUAAAGCGUUCAAUAAAAGAUGCAGCCAAGAGAGGUGACAAGGAUGUUUGUAACAUUCUAGCCAAGGAAAUAAUUCAGUCAAGAAAAGCAGUCAACAAGAUGUACUCCUCAAAGGCACAGCUCAACUCAGUCGAGAUGCAAAUGAAAAAUCAACUUGCAACAUUACGUAUGGCUGGCGCUAUGGAAAAGAGCACUGAGGUCAUGUCAAUGAUGCAAAAGCUGGUGAAGCUUCCAGAAAUACGACAGACAAUGAUGGAAUUGUCCAAAGAAAUGAUGAAGGCUGGUAUUAUUGAGGAGAUGGUGGAAGACACUUUUGAGGGGAUGGAAGAAGAUGACAUGGAGGAGGCUGCUCAAGAAGAGGUUGACAAGAUCCUCUUUGAAGUCACAGCAGGUGCAUUGGGUGCAGCAGGCCACGUCACAGAACCACUACCGACUGUGGAGGGUGCGUCAGCAGAUGUUGAGGUAGAGGAAGGCGACAUGGAUGAGAUGAGAUCCAGGCUGGAAGCCUUAAGAAGCUAGAAGGUUGACGUUAAGUCACUAGAUAAAUGCUUGAGAACCCAGAGCUUUCUUUCAUCGCCAGUAGGGCCUUUGUGGAGCAUCUGCAAAGACCUCUGGGUGUCCAAGCGUACACCAGAUAUGGAUCCUUCAAUUUUUUGUAUUACAGUUCAUCAUUCUAUAUUACAGUUCAUCAUUCUGUAAUCUUUCCGAUGAUAGGUUGGUCAUCUCAUAUAUGGACAUCUUUAUUUUUAUGCGCAAAACUUUAUUUUAGACUUCCUAAAAGUGGAAAGUCUAAAAAUAUUUUGGAGAGUAGACUUUUUAACCAAAAUAGCAUAGGAUUUCUAACCUUGUUAGUCAUUACUGUAUAAAAUUGUGUAAAUGUUGUAAUUUUGUCUUCAAUUUAUCAUUUUAUCAAAUAAAUUAAAAAUGCUUCAUCAUUGUCAGGCAUGACAGGUUAGGCCGGACAUAAGAGAUGUGAAUAGUCCCUAGAAUCCAUAACUUAUAUUCAAUGUGUCAAACGAAUCAAUCUUGUCAUUAACAUUUCUAGUAGGUAACACUGACAAUAAAUGUAAAUAUUAUCCAUCAUAA
This is a messenger RNA of Nematostella vectensis (starlet sea anemone), 1388 nucleotides long. RefSeq names its product charged multivesicular body protein 3. The record is from RefSeq and is a predicted model, not a curated record. Gene Ontology annotation, cellular component: multivesicular body; ESCRT III complex. Gene Ontology annotation, biological process: protein transport; endosome transport via multivesicular body sorting pathway; late endosome to vacuole transport. The transcript is spliced from 8 exons. Lineage: Eukaryota; Metazoa; Cnidaria; Anthozoa; Actiniaria; Edwardsiidae. The coding region runs from base 297 to 821 and encodes 174 amino acids.